AUGGUCAUAAAGUUUGACAAUGAACAAGAGAGAGGUGCCUUCCACUGUGAUGCGCUGAAAGCUGCAGACAUUCUUCCUCUCCUUAGGGACAAGUUAGCUUUCCUCUCAGGUGGUCGAGACAAGAGAGGGGGUCCUAUCCUUGCUUUCCCAUCAGGCUCUGCCCUGGAUAAGGUCAGCCCAAUUGACCUCCGUAGGCUUGUCUUUUAUUUGAGUGGAAUCCCAAGUGAUGAGGCUCGGGAUCUUGGAUUCACCGUGAUCAUUGAUAUGAGAGGAUCAACAUGGACCAACAUAAAACCUGUCCUUAAAGCUUUACAGGAAUGUGUUCCUGACAACAUUCACAUGGUGUACAUCAUCAAGCCAGAGAAGUUUUGGCAGAAGCAACGGACCAGCAUGGGUAGCUCUAAGCUCAAGUUUGAGACGACAAUGAUAUCAUCAGAGAACUUGGUUAAGUUGGUGGAUCCAGCUCAGCUGACGGUGGACAUGGAGGGUACUAUGCAUUACGAUCAUGAGGAAUGGCUACAGCUCAGAUUGGCCCUGGAGGAUUUCAUCUGUAAAGCUGUGGACAUGAUGCAACAUCAAGAACAGAUCACGCUGGAACUCGGUUGCAUGAACUUUGCCAUGGACAUAGAGGGUGCACAAUCUUCUCUGCAGGAUCACGAGAUGUUGAGACGGAGCAUACAACAGAUGCCUGUAGAGGCUGUCAACCAGGAAGGACAGAAAGUACUAAGAAGAAUAUGUGGUGUAUUUGGAGGAGACUCGGUCACAGUGGACAGUGGAUACGGGGGUAGCUUUACCAGUUCCUCCACGGUAUCGCUCAACGCUGACUUCCAGGCGGUGGCGCCCCGGAUCCUUCAGCUCCUCGAUAACGUUGCCAACACAAGGCAGCAUCUUUAUCAGCAAUGGACCACCAAACAAGCCAAACUUGAACAGUGCCUACAACUCAAAUUAUUUGAACAAGAUGCCAAAAAGCUCUUUGAUUGGUUAGAGCAUCACAGAGAUUUAUUCCUGAUCAAUCAUACCGACCUGGGUCAUUCUGUAGACAUGGCAGCUGAGCUUUCUGAUGAACACAAUCACUUUGCUUCACAGUCUAUGAACAUGUAUGUUCACAUCAAUAGAGUACUUUCUGCAGCAUCGCAGCUGAUAGAUAAUGGUCAUUAUGCGUCAGAGGUCAUAAGGUCACAUAUGCUACGAAUCGACCGCGAGUGGAGGGCAUUUGCUGUGGCCCUGGAUGAACGUAGCACGCUUCUUGCCAUGUCAGUUACGUUUCAUAAGAAAGUUUAUGAGUACGAACACAAUUUUCAUGACUGGAGCACCCGAUGCCAAUUGGAUGGAGAGCUCCCCCACGAUGUUGGUGAAUUGGAGUCCAUGCUGCAACAGCACCAUGCCUUGUCCGAUGACAUCAACCAGAAAUAUACCCAAGUUCUUUCUGAUGGCAAAGCCCUUCUGGCGGCGUUGCAGCAACCGUUGAGUCCGGAGAGCGAGAACUCUGUAACUGCCCAGACCAACUACUCCCAGUCGGCCGGUCACUUCUUGGAUCUGAUCCAUGAGGUGCUGCAGCAGCACAGGGAGUUAGAUGAGAGGUGGCAGAGGAAAAAGACUGUCAUAAAUCAGAGGGUUCAGCUCUGUGUCUUCCAACAUGAUACGGCACAGGUGUUGUUUUGGCUGCAGAACUAUGGAGAGGAAUUUUUAAACAAACACACCAGUAUUGGAAAGUCAUUGCACAAAGCCAGGGCGUUGCAGAAGAAACAUGAGGAAUUUGAAGCCAUUGCCCAGGUAAGUUGAGAUGGAACAGUUAGACUUAAACUCAAGCAUGAAGAGCAGUUUUUUUCUAAUCUUAUCACUAAAAGCAAGCAGAUUUGCAACAUUUUCUUUUAUUUUAGAUUAAUAAGAAGGGAUAAUUUUUUUAAAACUGAGAGUCACUUACAGACUGUCCAUAUAAUUUGACAAUAAGGAUGUUUAUUUUCACUAACCCCCAUCAGCUCCAAGUUACUGAGUGGGCUUCUUGUCAUUUUUAAUAUCAUUAUUGUCAUUCAUGACAAAAAAAUACUAUAAAAACAUGAAUCAAUGUUAUAAAAGUCUGAGAGCAAUAGUGCAUUCAACCGGUCAAGCUGCCGGAAAAAAGAUAUCUCGAUAUCUGUGCCCCGUGCACAUUCCUCCCCUUUUCUGACCAGAUGCAGGUUCUCCUUUUGGGGCAACCAGCAUGGAAUUGUGGGUCUUGUGGACGUUUUAAUGGUUGUGACAGGAUAUUUAGCAUAUUAUUGAGCAAGAAGCCCCCAAAAAUUAUGAAAAAGAUGGUCUCUAUAAAAAAAAGACCAAUAUAAAGAUAAUUUUGUGAUGGUUUGCAUGCCUCCAAUAGACCAUGGCGCUGAUGAAGAUAUUAUGAUACUCUUCAACUAAAUUUUGAGUCCAGUUCAUGAGAGAAUCUUUUGCAAGGACUAACCAACAUAUCACCGAGAUGCUAUUUGAGGCACCUAUUUGUAAUUUAUUAUCAACAUAUUGACACGUAAUUGAUUUUGUAAAUCACUUUUUAUUUUUUUUUAUAGAUCUGUAUAGAUAAUGAGAAGUGAUGUACCAUUAUUUUUUUAUUAGGUUUUGCAUGAAUUGAUGAUCUAAAUAGAUUUAUGUUGAUAAUAAUUUUUCAUAGCUGCCCUUGUAUAGCGUAUCAUACAAGAGAAGGUCCAUGUGAAGAACAUUUUAUUAUGCUUGACCCUAUCUAGGACCCAAUAUCGGGCUAUUCUCAAUCCUCAAGAUAGCAGAAGAAGAAGUAUU
Lytechinus variegatus (green sea urchin) is the source of this 2769-nucleotide messenger RNA. Its product is annotated as kalirin-like. Gene Ontology annotation, cellular component: cytoplasm. Gene Ontology annotation, molecular function: protein binding; guanyl-nucleotide exchange factor activity. The record is from RefSeq and is a predicted model, not a curated record. The coding region runs from base 1 to 1782 and encodes 593 amino acids. The transcript is spliced from 13 exons. Gene Ontology annotation, biological process: axon guidance. Lineage: Eukaryota; Metazoa; Echinodermata; Echinoidea; Temnopleuroida; Toxopneustidae.